This is a messenger RNA of Bradysia coprophila, 1863 nucleotides long. RefSeq lists its product as uncharacterized. Lineage: Eukaryota; Metazoa; Arthropoda; Insecta; Diptera; Sciaridae. The record is from RefSeq and is a predicted model, not a curated record. Gene Ontology annotation, molecular function: UDP-glycosyltransferase activity.
CACUGUCAAGUAUACAUGAUAAAUGACGGUCAGUGUAAAAGACAAAAAUAUUGAUAAAGCCGCACGCAUAAGAUAGCAACAGCUAAAGUUUCAUUUUAUUUGUUAUCGACAACGACGGUUAGGUAAUAUGUGAAAACAGACAAAAAUUUAACCGGACACCGCGAAACUUACAGUUUUUACUUUAUGUAAAGACUGUUGCACUGUACAUUAAUCUUCAUCUCGUUGGCGAUGACCUUAAAACUGAGUACCGUCGUAUGGAUCUACCUCAGCGUGUGCCAAGUGAUUCAAUUUGCUGACAGCGCGAACAUUGUGUUCUUCUUUGGUGUGUCGUCUUACAGUCACCGUAUCCCUGCAUGGCCACUAGCUGAGGAAUUAGCAGAGCGUUCUCACAAUGUUACAUUCGUUUCUCCAUAUUCUGCUAAGAACCCGAAUCCAAAAAUUUUCGACUAUGUCCCCGAAACAUUGAAGAAAUGGGUGGAUAGUUGGGGUGAUAUAGAGAAUGUCUUUGAGGAUCGUAAAAAAGGAGAUUGGAGUAGUGUGUGGAUUACACUGCCAAUGUUCGGCAUAAUGAUGUGCGAAGUUAUAUAUAAAGAUGAGGAGUAUGUGCGUUGGGUUAAGAGUGUUAAAGUUGAUUUACUAAUUAUUGACGCCUUGGGAAAUGAUUGCGCUUACGGAAUGGCCCAUUAUUGGGGUGCAAAGGUGAUUUUAUUUGAUACAGCUGCUCCAUUUGGAUAUUUCUCCGAAACGUAUGGUCUACCUGAUGAAACUAGUUGGAUUCCUAGCAUGGAAUUAGCUUAUCCAACCGAAAUGUCAUUCUCACAGCGACUUACGAAUGCUGUACUUCCUCUAGCCUGGCAUUAUUAUCGAAAAUGGUACUUCUUUCCGACUUUAGCCGAAAUAACGAGUGAUAAGCUUGGAAUUACAAAUCUACCGAGGUUUGAGGAAUUGGAACGUAAUACCAGUCUUGUUUUCUUAAAUACUCAUUACGGAGAAGAGUUUCCCAGAUCGCUACCGCCAAAUAUAGUUUCUGUCGGAGGCAUUGCCUACACAGGAAAAACAAAGCCACUUCCUAAAGACAUGGAAGACUUUUUGGAUAAAGGUGAUGGUUUCAUAUACAUGAGCUUUGGCACGUAUGCUGAAUUCAACAAAUUCGAUGUAUCCAUUCAACAAGCAUUUAUUGGAGCGAUGCAAAAUUUGCCACACAUUCAAUUUCUAUGGAAAGUGGAAAAUGUUUCCCUUAUCGAAGAGUUUCCCAAAAAAAAUGUGUACAUAGGCAAGUGGAUGCCACAACAAGACAUUCUUGCUCAUCCCAAAAUUCGAGCUUUCAUCACACAUGCGGGCUUGAUAGGCAUUCAAGAAGCCAUUUACAAUUCGGUACCACUUAUCAGCUUUCCAAUCUUUGCCGAUCAAGAUUAUAACGGUGAGAGAAUUCACCGCAAAGAAUGUGGCAUUCGUUUGGAAAUACUCACCGUCACUCAGUCAGUGUUGGAGGAAGCUAUACAAAAAAUUUUGGGUGAUCAAAAGUAUCGGAAUAAUAUGAAAAAAAUUUCGGAAAUGUUUGCCGAUCGACCUCUAAAGCCAUUAGAAACUGCGUUAUGGUGGACAGAUUUUGUUAUACGCCAUAGCACGGAAGAUCUUUCGGCUCUUCGACCAUUAAACAUUGGACAAUCUGGAUGGAAAAGAAGACAGUUGGAUGUAUGGGCAGCUAUCAUAGUAGCAAUGUUAGUAUUUAUGUUCUUGUUAAGUUAUGCGAUGUACCGAACAGUGAAAUAUUGUACUAAGACUAGCCCAUCUUCGGCCAAAUCAAAACACAAAGCCUCAACUAGGCGGAAAAAGGGGCAAUAAAUCUUAUUCUUAAUCGCA